UGGUGAGAGAGAGCGAGAUAUAGAGAAAGUUUUAGAGAAGGCAAGUCAUAAUGGUAAAUUAUUGUGUUUGUGCUGGUUGCACAAAUUCCAGCCUGUCUGGAAAUCGUGUACAUCAUUUUCCUUCUAGGAAAAGCAAGGUCUUUCGUUUUUGGGUGCGUUUUGUGCAGGUGAAGAGAGCAGACUUCACUGCGGGGUCUGUCACCACACACUCUGUGGUUUGUGGCGCUCAUUUCACUCCGGAGAGUUAUAGACCUGGAGAUUUGUUGGAGUCUCGGAUGGGAUUUCGGAGUAAGGACCAUGUGAGGCUGAUUACCGAUGCUGUUCCCUCGGUGCACUCGAUGGAAUCAAGUCCACCACCAUCAAAGCUUUCACCUGAACCUGGCGCGGGCAGGACUGGAGGUCCAAGUGCUUCCAUGCACCGAAAAAGAGCUCUUAGCAGACACACUGGUAAACCAGAAAAAGAUUCAUUUCACCCUGCAGCAUCUGGCAGCGGUGUACCAACAGCCUCAGCAGAUGGAAGGGAGUAUGUCACCAAUCCAGUCAGUGGAAAUUACACCUUGAAUACAGACGGGGCAGAGGAAGCUGGUACCCCUGAAAUAAAGGAAUGCGCAGAGGAUUCACAGACCAUGGACGACACAGGGAAAGCAGUUGUCCUGCAGUCGUUGGGAGAAAUAGCCACUGCCGACGCUUUGCAGACCGAAAGAGAGAAAUUAAUUGCAGAUGCUUCACAGACUGAAAGAGGAACAGCCAAUGAAGAGGUUUCCCAGACAGAAAAAGAAAUAGAUUUUGCCAGUGCAUCACAGGCAGUAAGAGAAACUGUUUGUACAGAUGCACCUAGUGCAGAUUCUUUGCACAAGGAAUGCGAAAAAGACAGCUCAAAUCCUUCACAGACAGUGAGAGAAGCAAUUUGUAUGGAUGCACCCAGGUUAAAUCCUUUGCAUGUGGAAAAAGAAACAGCCAGUGUAGAUUGUAACACAGAAACAGCCAGUGACGAUGCUUUGCAGAUGGAAAGAGAAACAGCCACUGAAGAUGCUUUACUGACAGAAAGAGAAACAGAGACUACAAAUGUUUUACUGACUGAAAGAGAAACUGCCAGUACAAAUGCUUUGCCAGAGGAAACAACUUGUGGAGACUCUAAAAGAGAAACAGCCAGUACAGAUGCUUCGCAGACUGAAAGCAAAACAGUUGGUACAGAUGCUUUGCAGACUGAAAAUGAAACAGCCAGUGCAGAUAAUUUGCAGGCAGUACGAGAGACGGCCUGUGUCGAUGCUCCACAGACUGUAAGAGAUACCGAUUCACCCCAGGCUGUGAAAGAAACGCUCAAUACAAAUGCUUCACAGUCCAAUGGAGAUACAUUGAGCACAGAUAUACCACUCGACAUGGGAGUAGUGGACGCUGAUGAUGAGAUGGAGGUCAGUGCAAUUAAGGUGGAGGAUGAUCAGAUGCUAGAAGAAGACAAUGUAGAGGGGAUGCCUGUGAUAACUGCCAUGGCUGAGGGAAGCAACAUUGACUCUUUAAGCAGCAACUCCAUGGAUCACAGUAACGAUGUGGACAAAAUGGACAGUGGGACCGAUGCCUUGAUGGAAGUGGACAUAGAGGAGUCAAAGACCGGGAAAGUGGACAGCAGUGAUUUCAUGCCCUGUAUCAUGGAUGCUGUCUCGAUGACAGAAGAGACAGAGCAUCCUGCUGAGCAGGACAGCUUCCAGAAGCCCCGUGGCUCAUCUCCAGCUAUGGAGGCGGACCAGUCUGAGGAUGUCAAACCUAUUCGACCCAGUUCCACCUCCUCCACUGAAACUGUUCCCACACAGAACAGGAAAGGCAAGGACAGUCCUAUAGGGCUGAAGAAUGGCGUGGCAGGAAAGACAAACAAAGUUGUUGGUUCCGCCCAGCCGGAAGCUGAUCCUGCGGACAACAUCUCUAUGGUUAAGGUGAAGGAUGAGCCUGUAGACGAGGAAUAUGAUCAGGCCCUGGCUCCAGCUGUUGGAACAGAGGGGGUCAAGGACGAACCAGACACAACCGAGGAAUUGAAAAUCAGUAACGUCUUUUCGGUGGGCGGUGCUCCUACCCCGAUCGGCACAUCUGGGGCCACGCUCCCUAAGACCACACUGCCUUCCCUGGCUCCGGCCUCCUCCUCCAUCCCCCCGCUGAUCCCCAUGGCCAUGCGAGUGGCCUGUUCAGCCUGUAAGAAGGUGCUGCUGAAGGGCCAGACGGCCUAUCAGAGGAAGGGCUCCUCAGACCUUUUUUGUUCCACCACAUGCCUCACCUCCUACAGCCCCCCUCAGCCCGUUGUCAAGAUUGUAUCCUCCAGCACGGCCAAGAAAUCCUGCCACUACUGCCUCAAGGAGAUUGUAAACCCCAAAGAUGUCAUCACUGCUCCUGUUGACGCCAUGGGCACAGUUAAGGACUUCUGUGGCCAAACGUGCCUCUCCUCCUUCAACUUCAAGAGGAACUCCGCCGUCUCCACCCUCUCAUCCAGCUCCACGACAGGGGCUGUGAAGUGCAGCAUGUGCAAAAAGGCCUGCGUUAGUAAACAUGAGGUGAUCUUCCAUGGCAGCAUACACAGGCUCUGCAGCGAGUUGUGCUUCAUGCGCUUCCGCACCACCAACAAACUGACCAUGAACAGCUGCCAGACAUGCAACAAAUACUGCUACGGCAAGGUCUCCGUGCUGGUUGUGCAAGGGUCCAGUAAAACAUUCUGCAGUGCCGGCUGUGUAACCACCUACAAACAGAAAACCAAGAAGCCUGUGGCGUGCACUAUGUGCCGCAACGUCCGGUCGAUGGUGGAUAUGGUUGACAGCACCGACUCCGACGGCAAGCUGGAAAUGUUCUGCUCUACUGGCUGCAUCACGGCCCACAAAGUCCAGACGGUCAGCUCCUCAGGGGCUCAGGUAGUGUGCAACACCUGUGGUCAGAAGACCGUACCUUCCUUUCACCUGGCCAUGUCGGACGGAUCAAUCCGGAACUUCUGCACCAUGAGCUGUGUCGUCACCUUCCAGGAACAGUUCAAUAAGAGCAACACUCAGAGCCCCAUGAAUGUGGCGGCCAGCACAGGGACCCCAGCUCCCUCCGCCACCCCCGCCGAGACCAGGGAAAGGGGACCCCAGGGGACCAGGCUGCCCUGCUUCCAGUGCCACCGCCUCUUCUCCUCCAAGCCCGAGCUCAUUCAGUUCAAGGAUAAGAUGGUAUUCCUCUGUUCGGUAAACUGCUCUGAGGAGUACAGGAAAAUUAACUACGAGAUGGCGCGCUGCGAGUACUGCAAGAUUGAGAAGCCAGCCAAGGAGGUGAAAAGAAUUAACAAGAAGGACUACAUCUUCUGCAGCGAGGGCUGUAAGCUGCUCUACAAGCACGACCUGGGAAAGCGCUGGGGAAAACACUGCCGAAACUGUGCCUACUGUGGCUCCACGGCCCAGAAGGCCAUAACAGGCCAGUACGGAGGCAAGAUGGAGGAGUUCUGCUCCGAUGAGUGCAAGUCCCACUACACCCUGCUCUUCUGCCAGGUGGCCAAGUGUGACGCAUGCGAGCGCCAGGGCAAGCUGAUCGAGACCUUGCCUAUAUUAGGCGAGGUGAAACACUUCUGCAACCUCCAGUGUCUCCUCCACUUCUGCAGCCUGCAGACACAGAACCAGGGAAAGGCACCGAGUCAAAAGGCCCUUCCUGCAGCGGUGUCCAUUGCUCCGUCCCCCGCCACCACCACCACAUCUAGCAGCACUUCUGGUCGCUCCGCGGUGGAGAGCAGUCCGGUCAUCGCCAACGUUGUCUCGCUAGCCAGCUCCCCCACUGGCCAACCCAACUACGCCAGCACGGCCCUGCAAGGUACUCUUCCUGGCAGACAAGUGAAAUAUGUUGGAAAUGCCAGCACGCAGACACAGGCCCCACGGGCCCCUCCGCCCAGGGCUCAGAAGAACAAGGCCCUACUCUGUAAACCCAUGGUCCAGAACAAGGGCGUCAUGUGUAAACCCACCUUCACCACCACCGGGUGCCAGACAGAGGUUAAAUAUCCCUCGGUGAUCAUCCUGCCUGUCCCAGUUCCCGUGUUUGUCCCGGUGCCCAUGAACAUGUACUCCCAGUACACCCCCUGCCCUGUUGGACUCCCCAUCCCGCUGCCCGUCCCCAUGUUCCUACCUGUGACCUUGGACAGCGCCGAGAGCAUUGUGGAGACAAUCCAGGAUAUCAAGCAGAAGAUCCCCUCGGACCCUUUCGAGGCCGACCUGAUCCUAAUGGCCGAAAUGGUGGCCGAGGAGGGCAGGGAGAAGUCCCCUGAGCCACCCGCUGAAAAGCCCCCCGUGGUCCAUGAUGAUCAAGGAAGCAAUUACAGUGGAGACCUGGAUACAGACGAGCUGACCAACUUCCUCACCACCUGGGAUGACGAGCCGCCUCCCACGCCCGGCGUUUCCGCGUCACGCCACAGCCGGCCCUACGCCCCGGAGAUGCUCCGACCCCUCGUGGACUUUGUCGUUCUCCCCAGUCCCCCACGCCCAGUCAUGGACCUGGAGGCUGACUUCCCUGUCCAAACCCUGGAGCUCAUGGCCCAUUGGAGGGACCAGGAAAGAGAUAAAAGUCCCAGUCCACCUUCUCCUCCACGAAGAAAAGGCCGCAAGAAGGCCCGGGAUGGCUUCCCACCAAAGAAAAAGAGUCGUAAGUCGAAAACCGUGGCAAAAGCGGUCGAAGAGCCGCCCGUGGUGGAGUCACAGGGCGUGGCCCGGAAAGACGUGAUGCCUGGCGAGCCCCCGAAAUUGCAGCACAUGUACGGGGUGGACGCCUGGAUGAGAUGGGUGCAGUGGAGGAAGACCCAGCCUGACAUGGAAAAACCCCGAUUCGGCUCGCGGCCAAUGGAAAUCAAAGAGGACAUUUUAAAGUGCACUACAGCAGAGCUGGGCUACGGCCUCUGCCGGUUUAUUUGUGAAGUGAAACGACCCAACGGAGAGGCAUAUACCCAGGACAGCCUGUUUUAUCUCUGCCUCGGCAUCCAGCAGUACCUGUUCGACAAUGGGCGCAUGGAAAACAUUUUCACUGAUCUCUUCUACGGCAAGUUCACGAUGGAGAUCACCAAGCUGCUAAAAGGGUUUCAGCCGAUUAUAACGGCCAGCGGCUACAUCCACUCGCGGGUGGAGGAGGAGUACCUGUGGGAGUGUAAGCAGCUGGGGGCCUACUCGCCCAUCGUCCUGCUCAACACGCUGCUCUUCUUCUGCACCAAGUUCUUCCAAUUCAAGACCGUGGCGCAGCACCGGCAGCUCUCCUUCGCCCACGUCAUGCGCUGCUCCAAGUCCAUCUACGACAACACCAAGUCCAACUUCCUGCGCUUCUACCCACCCAUCCCCAAGAAAGACCUGGCUACAGAGGCGACGGAUGCAGAAAGUGUGGCAGCAAAACGGAAGAGGGAGGAAGAGGAGAAGGAGGAAGUGCUGGAGAUGAUGGAGAACAGUGAGAAUCCCCUCCGCUGUCCUGUGCGACUAUACGAAUUCUACCUCUCCAAGUGCUCCGACUCUGUGAAACAGCGCACCAACGUUUUCUUCCUCCACCCGGAGCGCUCGUGCGUCCCCAACAGCCCCAUGUGGUUCUCCUCCCAGGGCCUGGACGAUAACACCAUGGACACCAUGCUCACGCGCAUCCUCAUGGUCCGGGAGGUCCACCUGGUGGAGAACCAGAAGAACCAGAGCAAGUCCAACGACCCUGAGUGGACCCCUGACCACGGCAGCGAUGACUCAGACUGACCGCGGGGGGUGACGCUCGCCCACACACACUACUUAAGGAUCCAUAAGAUCAAUAAAUCCUCAUGAACUCCUCAGAACCGCCUUCAGCCCCGUCAAGAGGGUCUUUUUCACACUUGUAUAUACAUUUUAUAAAUACUUGUUUACUGAGAAUGUGUCAUGUAUUCACAACGUCUAGGUAAGGGGUUCUCAUUGUCAGGCCUCAGGACCCAGAGUAUAAGUCAGUUCCUUUCUUGCAGUCUUACCCGGGACUGAUUCAGUCUUGGGAGACAAGAAAAUGCCGCAAAUGACCAGGUUGAAUGGUAAGCUAACAGUACCCUGGUUCCUCCUGGCUUGGUGUGGAGAACCCAUGGUCUGACUGAUGUGUGUAAACUGAUGCUCAACCGCACAAUUAAAACUACAAAGAUACUGUU
Esox lucius (northern pike) is the source of this 6121-nucleotide messenger RNA. RefSeq names its product zinc finger MYM-type protein 4. NCBI's taxonomy places the organism in Eukaryota, Metazoa, Chordata, Actinopteri, Esociformes, Esocidae. The transcript has 28 exons. The record is from RefSeq and is a predicted model, not a curated record. The coding region runs from base 51 to 5711 and encodes 1886 amino acids. Gene Ontology annotation, molecular function: zinc ion binding.